Brachypodium distachyon (stiff brome) is the source of this 3321-nucleotide messenger RNA. Its product is annotated as protein NRT1/ PTR FAMILY 4.5. The transcript has 5 exons. NCBI's taxonomy places the organism in Eukaryota, Viridiplantae, Streptophyta, Magnoliopsida, Poales, Poaceae. Gene Ontology annotation, biological process: transmembrane transport. Gene Ontology annotation, molecular function: transmembrane transporter activity. Gene Ontology annotation, cellular component: membrane. The coding region runs from base 1484 to 3139 and encodes 551 amino acids. The record is from RefSeq and is a predicted model, not a curated record.
CUUGCAUGCACAAAGUCCAAUCAAAUGUUACCGGAGUAAUAUAGUCUACUACCACGAUCGGCCAAGGCCAGGCCGCUCGUAUAGACGUGGUGUAGCUUGGACCAAGAUCAGGCAAUCCGGAAGCAAAGGCAUGGAACAUGCACCCGCGCCGUGUCAACGCAGACGCGGCCACCGAGUCAGGUGGCUCGCCAAGUUCCGAAAGGCCGCGUUUGCGCGCCCUCCCGUAACGUAGUGUACCGUAAAGCGCACGGUCGCCGCGCGCCGGCCUCGUGAACUGAAAUUAACUGCAACGCGACUCAUGAUUGUUUUUUUUUUAUGAAGGCUCUCGUAGUUGCAUACGGACCAUGAGUGUGCAUAUCUGUCUUCCCGGACUAUCAUGGGCAGCAAUAUUCAGAAGAUCUCCUGAAGCUUCAGACAGGGGGAAAAAAUCAUUAACUGUUGGUCAAAAUAUAUAUUCAUCACGAGUUCACGAGAGCAAAUGAGCAAAAUAGGAUCAACUGGCAGAAUGUACUAAAUCCGUGACAAUUAAUAUGGAACGGUGAAGUAAUACAUAUUCUGAAUUCAAAAAUUGCCGAAGGAUCCUGUGCCAGGGAGUGCUCUAAUCAUAUUAAUUAUUAACUAAAAUCUAAACAGAAGAUAGUUGAAUAUGCCAUGUGCAUCGUCCUUUUGUGCUAAAAGAACUUUAUCAUGUCGUACACCAUAUAUAUAUAUAUAUAUAUCAGUAUAUAUAUAAUACAACCUGCAGCAUGUUGAAACAUGUAUUUGCAAGCACGCAUGCAUGCACCCUACAUUAUCUCUGUUUUCAUAUAUACAUGAAAAAUCUCAUGAUGUUUGCUUGCAUCUUGCACAAGAUCUACGGGAACACCUGCCAGCGAUGCAUGACAUAGCAGGCUGAAGGCAGAGAUACAUAUAUAGAUCGAGAUCGAUUUACGUACGUGCAGUGGGUCGUGGGUGAUCCCCAAGUCCAAAUUAGCUAGAAGGAUCUCAUCAUCAAAUUGCCAAAUUGGCCUGUAGGGACAAAGGCUAUUCAGGCCUGUGCUGGCUCUCCAUCUUAGCUGGACAAUCCCCAGGGGGUAAACGCUUUGCGGGAUCCCAGCUGAAGGCGGCCGAUAAAACUAAUCACCCGCCACGCCCACGCCGCGCGGUCUAUACGCGGCGUCACCUAGAGAAACGGGAGACACAAUUAAGCGCGCAGACAUGGCCACGUGAAAGAUCUCUAGAUUACCAUAUCACUUGACUUCCGGAGUGUGGCAUGGGAAGCUUCUCUUUUUCAUUUUGUGAGGCCUCUACAAGAAACUUUUUAGCUCUAUAUAUAGGCCGGCCGGGUCUAGCCAGGAGUUUGUGUUGUGCCAUCCAUUCUCCAGUGAGCAUAUAUAAGAGAGCUAGCUACAAAUGAACAAGUUUCUGCGGGAGUAUAUAUACAUUAUAUGCUGAUUAGCUAUAGCUUGGGCUAAUUGAAGAGCAUAUAUAUACAUUAUUACUUAUGGAACUUGAAGCUGGGUAUGUAGAUUGGAGAGGGAAUGAUGUGGAUGGAAGGAAGCAUGGAGGCAUCAAGGCAACACUCUUUCUCUAUGUUUUGGCCGUGUUGCGAAGUUGCCCUAGCAGCGCAAACUUCAGCAUUGUGGCCUAUUUCCACGGGAUACUGCAUCUGGAUAUUGUGACCUCGUCAGCUGUGAUCGCCUAUCUGGUCGGCGCUGUGUCAUUCUUUGCUGCCCUGACGAACUUCAUCUCAGAUGCAUAUAUCCAGAGAACCACCGCCAUCUUUGUAUUCGGCCCCUUUGUGGUCCUGGCCUAUAUAUUGCUAGCAUUGCAGGCCCACUUGCCUUCAUUACAUCCUCUGGAUUGUGAGAUAAACAAAGAACUAAACAACUGUGAGCCACCUCAAGGUUGGAACUUAACACUACUCUACUUGAGCUUAUUAAUGUUUGCCAUUGGAGAGGGCUGCAUGCGUGCUUGCAUACCAUUCCUUGGUGGAGAUCAGUUCAGCAAUGAUGGUCCAAAAGAAACACAGCUCAAGGGUAUUUUCUUGAGAUGGCUCAAGUUUGCAAACUCCCUUGGAGCGCUCAUCGGAUUGGUGUUCUUAGUCUGGAUCCAGAACAAUUUGGGCUGGGCAGUUGGCUUUAUGAUACCCGCACUUAUUGUACUUGUAGGGUUGCUUGUGGCAGCAAGUGGACUGCCUUUCUACAGAACACACACCCCUAAUGGAAGUCCUCUGCCUAGAAUAUUGCAGGUUGUAGCGUCAUCAAAGAAGAGGCAAGCUGCCGUGGUAGAUGCUAUCGAGCUGCAAGAGAUUGGCGCAUCAAAUUGUGUUAAUGGGGAAGAUAAAUCCAACAACAAGAUCAUUUGCACCACUCAAGCUGAAGAGGAAGGAGAGGUCAUCAUCCGAAUGCUUCCAAUCUUUCUCAGCUGCUUGCUCAUAUAUCUUCCCUUCACGCUGCUAAUGACAUUAACCAUACAAGUUGGCAGCACAAUGCACAGAGGGAUAGGUGCAAUUCAGAUAUCAUCCGCCUCUCUCAUCGCAAUCCCAACAGCAUUUCACAUGUUUAUGCAACCAUGCUACAAGCGGAUAUUGACGCCGCUGCUAAGAAGAUUCACAGGCCACACAAACAGAAUCACCCCACUGCAGCGUAUUGGUGCUGGCUCUGCAUGUGGGAUAGCAGCAGCCUGCCUUGCCACAUUAGUGGAAACAAGAAGAAUGACAGUCGCAGAACAACAUGGGCUAACAUCGACUAAAGCAGGUGUCCCGAUGUCCGUGUUCUGGCUGGUGAUGCAAUUCUUCCUGUUAAGCAUCAUGGAUGCAGCAUCUUUGACUGGACUGACUGAGUUCAUAAAGAGCGAGUCAUCUCCGGAAAUGAAGCUGGUAGCACCGGCAGUGCAAUCCAUUCUUGCUGCAAUAGCAGCCUGGUUGGCAUGUGCCUUCAUACAGCUAGCAAACAGAGCGACAAGGAAUGGAGACAACGGAAGAGGUUGGUUGGACGGAGCAAACUUCAACAGGACGCGCCUUGAUCGUUUCUUCUUGUUACUCGCAGCCUUCGAGCUGGUGGCACUGAUCAACUAUGCUUUCUGGGCGAGGAGAUACACCAAGAAGGAACAGAGCAGAGCUGUUGGAUUAUCGUCCACAGAUCAGGAAACUAAAUAGCCUAAGAGUGAGAGAUACAUAGGCGAUAGGUCAUAGAGACCAAAGAAAUUUUGAUGAAUUUGCUUUAGUUAGUCUAUCUAUGACAUACAGUGUAACACAGAAAACCUAUAGUAUCCAUCAAUCAACAGUAGCUUGGCAGCACAAAUGAAGAAAUGAUCUAUACACUGUGUGAUACACUGAAA